CACUAGUGGGCUCCCAGAUGAGCAACAUCUUCAAUGGCUUGAUUUGGGUAUUUCCAAUAAAGGGGUCAGUAGUAUUGCGCAUUUUUGCCUUUCCCGCUAUCAUACAACUCAUACGCAGCAUUGAAAUGACCAAAAAUCAUCUUUAACCAUGUGACAGAGGGAUUUGGGGAUUUAUGCGAAAUAAGCGCAAUUUAUUUUCCGAACAAAACAACCCGGAAAUGUGUGCUUUGCCAGCGCAUUCCCCCUCUCUCAUCUUCCUCUCGGUAUUGAAGUGAAGCCCUCGAACAGAAAGGAGACGGGGAUAGCUGUGAUGCGGGGCAUGAUGGGUCUGAGAUUGCUUGUCUCACUCGCAUGGAUUCUUGCCUUCAAAGCUGCUAAUAUUCAAGGUGUGAAUGCCGACGAGGAUCGGUCCCAAGAUAUGGAAUGCAAAAUGAAAAGCGUCACCGUGUCUGCGUUGCCGUUUUUGAGAGAAAAUGACCUGAGCAUCAUGCAUAGUCCGUCGGCCUCCGAGCCCAAGCUUCUGUUCUCGGUCAGAAAUGAUUUCCCGGGAGAAAUAGUCGUCGUGGACGAUCUAGAAAACACUGAACUCCCCUUUUUCGUCCUAGAGAUCACGGGAAACUCUGAGGAUAUUCCUCUGGUGCGAUGGCGGCAACAGUGGCUGGAGAACGGCACGUUGCUCUUUCAUAUCCACCAUCAAGAUGGCAGCCAGAACCUCCCCGGCCUCUCCGCCACGGACGACCCUGGCAGCGACUCUGCCGAGGAGGAGCUACGCAUCCUCCACGUCUCUGUCAUGGGAGGCAUGAUUGCUUUGCUCCUCUCCAUCCUCUGCCUGGUCCUCAUCCUCUACACACGCAGGCGGUGGUGCAAACGCCGCCGUGUGCCCCAGCCCCAGAAGAGCGCCAGUGCAGAGGCGGCCAAUGAGAUCCACUACAUCCCUUCGGUAUUGAUGGGGGGCCAGGCCAGGGAGAGCCUGAGAAACUCCAGGGGCCAGGGCCACAAUUCCAGCGGCACGCUCAGUAUCCGAGAGACACCCAUCCUGGAUGGCUACGAGUAUGACAUCACUGACCUGAGACACCACCUGCAGAGAGAGUGCAUGAACGGAGGAGAGGACUUUGCCAGCCAGGUCACACGCACCCUGGACUCCCUUCAGGGCUGCAAUGACAAGGCCAGCAUGGACCUGACACCUGGUGAGUGGAGUGACAAUACAAAGUUGUCCCUAAUGAGCAAGUACAAGGACAACAUCAUCGCCACCAGCCCCAUCGGCAGCAAUCACCUGCAACAGAACACUCUCCUCCUCCACAACACCUCCUCCACUGGCCAACGAAAACAACGUCUGUCCAGCAAAACUCGUGUGGGUUCAACCUUCUUGAACCCAGACGGGGACUCUGGCACGGAGGCCGACAGCGAACCUCAGCUGACCUUUUACACGGACCCCAAUCGCAGCAGGCGCCGCAGCCGAGGUAUGAGAAAUGGUAACGCCAACAGCGCGUGGGGCUCAGGGGCAGGUUCCCCACGAAGCCCCAUCAAUAAGACCACCCUGACUUUGAUCAGCGUUGUCAGCUGUGUGAUCGGCCUGGUGUACUCCUCACACCUCUCCUGUGGCCUCAACGUCAGGGUCAUCCUCCAUGUGCCCGAGCACCUCAUCGCAGACGGGUCCAGGUUCAUUUUGCUGCAGGGCAGUCAACUGGAUGCGUCUGACUGGCUUAACCCGGCCCAGGUGUUGCUAUACUACCAGCAGAAUGCCAGCGGGCCUUGGAUCAAUGAGCUGUGUGGCCGCCGCAUUCUGGACCCCUGUGAACACCAGUGUGAUCCAGAGACAGGUGACUGUCUCUGCUUAGAUGGUUACAUGAAGGACCCGGUCCACAAGCAUCUCUGUAUUCGUAACGAGUGGGGUCCAAAUCAAGGACCCUGGCCUUAUACUAUUUUCCAGCGUGGUUUUGAUCUGGUUAUGGGAGAACAACCAUCUGAUCGCAUUUUCAGGUUCACAUACACAUUGGGGGAAGGGAUGUGGUUACCAUUAAGUAAAAGCUUUGUCAUUCCACCUGCUGAGCUGGCAAUCAACCCUUCAGCCAAGUGCAAGACUGAUAUGACUGUCAUGGAGGAUGCUGUGGAUGUGAGAGAAGAGCUGAUGAUCUCCUCAUCGUUUGACAGUCUGGAGGUUUUGCUGGACUCGUUUGGCCCGGUGCACGACUGCUCAAAGGACAACGGUGGUUGUAGCCGAAACUUCCGCUGCGUCUCUGACCGCAAGCUUGAUUCCAGUGGAUGCAUGUGCCCUCCUGGACUGAGUCCCAUGAAGGAUGGCACAGGCUGCUACGACCACCACAUUGGCAUCGACUGCUCUGACGGCUUUAACGGAGGCUGUGAACAACUGUGCCUCCAGCAACUCGCCCCCCAGGAGGAUGACCCCACCCUUUACAACAUCCAGAUGUUCUGCGGUUGUAUUGAGGAUUACAAGAAAGGUCAAGAUGGUCGUUCCUGCCAGCCCCUGUCUGAAGCCUGUACCGAGGGACUGGACUGUGGGGAGACAGCUGACAUCCCAGCCAACCAAACUGUUUUUGGGGAUCUCUUCUAUGGCUACAACAAUCACACCAAGGAGAUCACCUCUGGGCAGAUCCUCAAAGCUACCUUCAGGCAGAAGAACUUUGCCCGAGGCAUCGAGCAGCAGCUCCCAGAUGGCAUGGUUGUGGCAUCAGUUCCAACCGAGGUGCAAUGCCACGAAGAGCUGUCAGACCCAGUCCCUGACCCAGACUAUCUCACAGGAAUGGUGAACUACAGUGAGGUCUCUGGGUACCCACUCAUCCAGCAAUGGCGGCUGAGGUCCAUCCUGUACCACGUCAAACUGAACCAGUGGGUACUCUCUCAAGCGUUCAGCUCUGCUAUCCACUCCCUGGACGGUGCCACCCUCCGCAGUGAUUUUGUCUCCAUCCUCAGGGAGUUUGGUAAUCACUUUGUACAAGAGGCAGUGUACGGCUUCGAGGAAGCCUGCACUAUCUGGUACCCCAACAAGCAGGUCCAGAGGCAGCUGUGGCUGGAGUACCAGGACAUCAGCAAAGGGAAUUCCCCAUCAGAAGAGUCAGAGGAGCGCGACAAGGAGCCCCGGACCCUGACCUACCCAGCGUACAUCGCCAGCCUGCUGGACUCCGGUGCCAAGCGCAUGGCAGUGGGGGUGCGCAUGGACUGCAGCAGCCAAGGCCAGUGCCCGUACUCCUGCCACCUCUGCCAUAUGAGCCCUGGGCCUGGGCGUCCAGCUGAGCCUGUACUGCUCCAGAUGACUAAGGCCACCCCACUCUACGAGCUGGUCUCCAACAACGAGACCUACCAGGCACUGCAGGAGGCCAUGAUGAGCAUGUUGUGGUGUUCUGGGAAAGGUGACGUCAUCGAUGACUGGUGCCGUUGCGACUCGAACGCAUUCGGGAUGGACGGCCUGCCAACAUGUGCACCUCUCCCCCAGCCUAGGCUCAGGUUGUCCCACUCCUAUGAGCCCAGCAGUUCAUUGGUUAUCAUGGAAUGGAAUCACACUGAGCCACUAAUUGGGGUGCGGAUUGUUGAUUACCUCAUCAGCCAGGAGAAGGUGACAGAGAGGACAGACCACUCCAAAGUGGAGACAGAGACGAUGUUGAGCUUUGUGGAUGACAUCCUGUCUGGGGCCAAGUCUCCGUGUGUGAUGCUUGGGGAUAUCCCUGACCUCUUGACCUCAUCCGUGAGCAUGAUCAUCCGUUGCCUGGAGCCAGACACAACGUACAUGUUUAGGCUCUGGGCAGUGGACAACACAGGCCGUCGCUCCAGUCCUAGUGAGGUCACCAUCAAGACCCCCUGUCCUGCUGUGGAUGACGUCAAAGCACAAGAGAUUUCAGACAAGAUCUACAACUUGUUCAAUGGUUACACAAGUGGCAAGGAGCAGCAGACGGCCUACAAUGCGCUGAUGGAACUGGGCUCUCCUACCCUGCACCGUGUGCUCUACCACUACAACCAGCGUUACGAGAGCUUCGGAGAGUUCACCUGGAGAUGCGAGGAUGAACUGGGGCCCAGGAAAGCUGGUCUGAUUCUCUCCCAGCUGGACGACCUGAGUGGCUGGUGCAGGGAUCUUCUCCAGGAGUCCAAGAUCGGCUUGCGCAGGAUGUCCCUCAAGUACCUGUCCUGCCGUUACACAGACACCAAGGCCUUUGGUCUCAACUGGGUGGAACUGGGCCAGGAUGUGCGAAAGGCCUGCGACGAACAGAACCUGCUAGUCAUGUACAAUGAUUAUGGGGAGCCCAAAGAGCGUUGAACGUCACGCAGCAAAUAAUGGGUCUUGAGGAUUUGUAAGUGUGUAAUUGUGCUUUUGGGAUUAUCAUCAUGUCUGCUUUUUAAUUAUUGUGUGUUCUAACCCUUAUUUAUUGUUAUAGGAACCUGAUUUCAAGGUAGGGUGGGUUUGAGAGGUGAGGAGGGUUUAUUUAAAAUAUUAUUAGAGCAAGAUAUAACAAUAAUGCACAUGUACAGUAACAAAGUGUAUAUGUACCUUUCUCAAUGCUUAUUUGCAUUUAGACAGCACUUUACAUGACUUUUUGGACGUUUGGAAGUUUGGAAGUUGCACCAACAAUCCUGAACCCCAAAAAUGUAUAUAUUAGGAUUAUGAAGAUGUAGUUAUUUACUGUAACAUGUUGAAUGUAGUAUUCAAGUAUAAAUUCAUAUUUAAGCUGUUGUACAGGUCUUUUGUAUUUAGACAGUCCGCAUAUACAGUAGUGGUCAUUUCAGAAGGUUGGGAGGUCAUGUACAGUGUGGCUCUAAAAGUUAAAAGUUAAAGUUGCCAAACCCAAAUGACAGUAUUUGCUACAUCAAUGAAUUCCUAAUCAUUCUGAAAUCAACAAAUGGCCAUCUCUGAAUCAGCAUUUCUAUUACAAAAUGAAAGAUAACAGCAAAUCAAUGUUUUAUAUUGUUUAUCCGUAGUAUGUUUAGAAAUGUAAAUUUGUAUGUGUCUUAGGAAUAUACAUGAUGUGAUCCUGUAAAAACACUAAUACCUUUGAUACCUGUGUUUUACUACAAUACGCAAUUAAUAUAAACCAAAUGCCGACUGUUUUCUUUUUUUUUAAACAAUUACGCUCCUCACACACGUCGAUAAUGCAAUAGUUAUCCCCAUAACAUGGACUUGAAAACAAAUGCUUGCAGAUAGUUUCAUAGGUUCACCAAUGCAUCAAAUGACAGCACAGUGGUUAGCUUCUGUAAAUAUUGUAUUACAAAUGAUUUCUAUUAUAACAUUAAUAACAAUGGGCCUCAGCUGUAAGGAUGUCUUUUAUUAUGAGAAACCCAUUGGUUGACAUUGAUAAGGAUGCUUUUUUUUGUUUCAAUUUGCACAUGAGAGGUGUGAGCAUUCAUUAUGUAUACAUGUUUUGUGUAUGUUUGCAUUAUUUUUGUUCUGAGACUGUUUCCCAAAAUAAUGGAGAGGUUUGUUUUAUCAAUACAAUGAAGUGGAUUACAAAAAUGGACAGAUUAUAAGGCUUAACAAAUGUUAUUAUCCAUCAGAAGUGCAUCAGAAUUGUUACCAUACACAUCAUAAAGCUGAUGGAAACUAACAAAAAUUCAGCAUGUUAUACUAUUAUGUCUUUGUGGCUAAUCUAAUGUUCUCUUUUUCCCUUUGAUAUUUGCUAUUUCAAAGAAUAAUAAAUAAUAUAUUAUGAAAUGUUGGAACGUUGGAUGUUCCAAAAAAAAGUUUCCUGAUCAGUCACCAUGUCUGGGCCUAGUUAAUGUUCAGUCAGUUAACUCAAGUCAAUGUCACACUGUUUGGAAUGUUUCUCAGGGAUUGUACAGCCUCAAACACAAUGGUUUAAACCAAAUAACAAUGCCAAAAGACAUGUUAAGUCUCGGCUCAGCUUCACACUUACACACUGAGUGCACAAAACACAAAACAGCACCUUCUUAACCUGUUGAUCCUAACCCCUACUUUUUCAAACAUUCUGUUAAAAAUCGCAACAUUUCAGCGCCCUGCUACUCAUGCCAGGAAUAUAGUAAAUGCGUAUGAUUAGUAUGUGUGGAUAGAAAACACUCAGACGUUUCUAAAACUGGUUAAAUCACGGCUGUGACUAUAACAGAACGUGCGUUUCAUCGAAAAGUGCAGGAAGAUCUGAUCACUGAAAACUGGAAAAUAUAUCAAUGCGCCACUUGAAUGUAUUGUUGAAUGGAAACCACAUUACCUGGAACCGAGGUUGCAAUACCUACAGCUUCCACACGAUGUCAACAGUCUUGUCAUUUGCCUAGGCUUUGUUUCUUGGUCAAUCGAACAAGAGACAGCCCAUUUCUUCCGGUCUCCGACCGGAUAUUUUGGUUGAAAUUUAUCCGGACAUUAUUUCAAGACGUAGAGCUAUAGAAUAUACAUCGCCCCGUGAUCAAUUGAUCGAUUAUUAACGUUUACUAAUACCUAAAGUUGCAUUACAAAAGUAUUUCGAAGUGUUUUGUGAAAGUUUAUCGUCGACUUUUUUAAUUUUAAAAAAUGACGUUGCGUUAUAAAACGCUGUUUUUUUCCUUGAUCACACAGUCUUCAUAGAUCGAUAUCUAGGCUAUAUAUGGACCGAUUUAAUCGGAAAAAAAGACCCAAUAGUGAUCUUUAUGGGACAUCUAGGAGUGCCAACAAAGAAGAUCGUCAAAGGUAAUGAAUGUUUUAUAUUUUAUUUCGGCAUUUUGUGUAGCGCCGACUAUGCUAAUUAUUUUGUUUACGUCCCCUGCGGCUCUUUUGGGGUGUUGCAUGCUAUCAGAUAAUAGCUUCUCAUGCUUUUGCCGAAAAGCAUUUUAAAAAUCUGACUUGUUGGCUGGAUUCACAACGAGUGUAGCUUUAAUUCAGUACCCUGCAUGUGUGUUUUAAUGAACGUUUGAGUUUUAACGAGUGCUAUUAGCAUUUAGCCAGCUGGGCAGCGCAUGCUCUGAGUACGCAUCCUAGUAAUCUGUCUGGCCCCGCAGCCUUGUGAAUGUUAACCUGUUUAAUGCUCACUUCGAGGCAAGCAACACUGAACCAUGCAUGAGAGAACCAGCUGUUCCAGACGACUGUGUGAUCUCGCUCUCAGUAGCCUAUGUAAGUAAAACCUUUAGGUUAAUAUUCGCAAGGCCACGUGGCCAGACGGAAUACCAGGACGUGUAUUUAGAACAUGCACUGAGUUUCAUAUGUGGCACCGACGGGUAUGGUAGCUCUGCUUCUAUCUCCUAAGCAACUUUACAGUAUUUAGAUUUUUGGCUGGAGUGUUUACAGACAUAUUCAAUCUCCCUAUCCUCCCUUUUUAUACCGCUAUCAUCCAGAAGGUGAGGUCAGUGCAGGUGCAUCAAAGCUGGGACCGAGAGACUGACAAAAAAUACAGAAUACACACAAAAGACAAAGUGUCACAAAUUAAAGAUACAAUUGAAGAUUAGAAACAACUCCAGUUAUCACAAACAGUGUUGUCGAUCAGAGUCUUAAAAACAGGCAAAGACACUGAAUCCCCUAACUUUAAAAUCUUCUGAAGCAUGUUCCAGGAUGAAGGGGCAUUAUGGGAAAAAUAUGUUUUCCCCAUCUCAGUUCUAGCCUUAGUAACAGACAUGGACAGCAGCGACUGUGAACAAAGACUAUAUUGAGUGACUGAGCAGAGAUAUGAAGGGAGUUGUCCCAUCAAUGCUUUGUACACAAAUGUGUACCAGUGCUUUAGCUUCCUGGUGGAGAGAGAGGUCCAUUGCACCAUAGCAUACAAAUCACAGAGAUGGGUAAGUGAUCAAGCAUUUGUAAUAAAUCUUAAAGCACAAUGUGUCCAAAGUUUUCAAGGUACUUGCUGAGGCCUGCAAAUAGACACUAUCACCAUAAUACAAAAAAAGUGCUUUGAACAAUAUAUUUUCUGACUAACAUUGAAAAGCAUGAUUUGUUCCUGAAAUAAAAACCCCAUUUCAGCUUCAGUUUCUUGGUCAAGGUAUGUUUAAAAUUCAACUUUUCAUCUAACCAAAUCCCAAAAUACUUAUAGGAGGGGACCCAAUCAAUUUUCUGGCCUGUUAUAGUUAAAAUCUGCAAGUGACUCCAUAUGUUAACUUGCAGGGAAGAGAAAACCAUAAACUUUGUUUUACUUUCAUUAGGCACAAGUUUCAAUUGGAAAAGCUGCCUUCGAAUAACAUCAAAGGCCAACUGUAAGUCCUGAAAAGCCUUCUGAAUAUUAGAUGCUGUAGAAUAAAUAAUUCUGUCAUCAGCAUAUAGAUGGAGAUUUGCAGAGUCAACAGUCUUGCCUUUAUCAUUUACUGUAUAUACAGUGUAAAAAGGAUUGGAUGUAAAAUUGAGCCCUGGGGAACUCCUUUUGUAAGCCUUCGAAACUCAGAUGUCAUAUCCUCCUGAGCUACACACUGUGUUCUGUCAGAAAGGUCGUUUUGGAACCAAUCCAAUGCAUCAACACUUAAACCCACCUUUUUUAGUCCAUACAACAGCAGGGCAUUGUCAACAGUGUCGAGGGCCUUCAAUAAGUCAAUGAAAGUUAAACACAGGGAUUUGACAUGUCCUGAGCAUCUAGAAUAUCACCUACAACCUUACAGCAGUAAUUGUACUAUGCUUGGCUCUAAAACCCAACUGGAAUUGAGAUAAAAUUGAGUUAUUUUAAAGAAAGUCUUUGAACUGUUGGUUCACCAGCUUUUCCAAAACUUUUGUCAUCACUAGCCGGCUUCCACCCGGUUACGCAUCUCUGCAACUUAGAGGCUGCUGCCCUAUAUACAUAGACUUGUAAUCACUGGCCACUUUAAUAAUGGAACACUAGUCACUCUAAUCAUGUUUACGUACUGCUUUACUCAUCUCAUAUGUAUAUACUGUUUUCUAUUAUACUAAAUUUUUGUCAAUGCCACUCCGACAUUGCUCGAUCUAAUAUCUAUAUAUUUCCUUUUACUUUUAGAUUUGUGUGUAUUGUUGUGAAUUGUUAGAUACUACUGCAAUGUUGGAGCUAGGAACACAAGCAUUUCGCAACGCCCGCAAUAACAUCUGCUAAAUAUGUGUAUGUGACCAAUAAAA
Molecule: messenger RNA, 8971 nt
Organism: Oncorhynchus keta (chum salmon)
Lineage: Eukaryota; Metazoa; Chordata; Actinopteri; Salmoniformes; Salmonidae
Product: astrotactin-1
Exons: 23
Coding region: 311-4267 (1318 amino acids)
Biological process (GO): neuron migration; neuron cell-cell adhesion
Molecular function (GO): protein binding
Source: RefSeq, a predicted model, not a curated record